Messenger RNA from Agrilus planipennis (emerald ash borer), 3473 nucleotides. Its product is annotated as polygalacturonase-like. The transcript is spliced from 3 exons. The coding region runs from base 2244 to 3374 and encodes 376 amino acids. The record is from RefSeq and is a predicted model, not a curated record. NCBI's taxonomy places the organism in Eukaryota, Metazoa, Arthropoda, Insecta, Coleoptera, Buprestidae. Gene Ontology annotation, molecular function: polygalacturonase activity. Gene Ontology annotation, biological process: pectin catabolic process. Gene Ontology annotation, cellular component: extracellular region.
AAAAGUUUGGUUUUAAUUCAUACCUGUUGGGUAAAACCUAUACAUUAAACCAGUGGCUGAUCCAUAUGGUAAUACCUAAUAGGUUCGGAUUUAUAACCGACUUUCGAAUAAGGUCGACUAUUUAAAUACUGACUGUUGCCACGUUCCAAUAAUUAUGAAGUUGAUAUUCAAAAUAUUACUUGGUUUGGGUGUGGUAGCUGUUGCAGCAUCAGAAAUAACUUCCGCAACAGUUUUUAGUGAUCCCUCGAACAGGGCGACAUCGUGCACUUUAACGGGAAAGUCAAUAGACGGACUUGACGCAAUUAAAUCCUCUUGUAAAGAUAUCACCAUAGAAAACCUGGCUGUACCAGCUGGUAAAACAUUAGAUUUAACAGGCUUAUCGGAUGUGUCGAUAACGUUUAAAGGAAACAUUUCUUUCGGAUACGCAGAAUGGAAAGGUCCCUUGGUCUUAAUAAGUGGUACUAAUAUAAAUAUAACAGGUGAAAGAGGACACGUCUUCGAUGGUCAGGGUGCGAGAUGGUGGGACAAUCUUGGUAGUAACGGUGGUGUUCGAAAACCAAGAUUUUUCAAAAUCAGAUAUUUGCACAACGCAGUCGUGAACCAUAUAAAUUUUCUCAAUUCACCACGUCAUUGUUUCGCCAUUCACAACUGUACAAAUAUAACCGUAAAUAAUGUAGUUAUGAAUACUAAAGAUGGAGAUACCCGAGGAGGUCACAAUACCGAUGCAAUUAACGUUAAAGGUUCCGAAAACGUUUUCAUUAGCGACACUGUUGUACAAAAUCAGGACGACUGUAUAGCCGUUAGAUCCGGAAAAAACAUUCACUUUUCACGCGCUUCAUGUUCUGGUGGUCACGGGAUAUCAAUUGGGUCAGUCGGUAACAGAACAAAUAAUCUCGUUGAAAACGUUUACUUUACCCAUUGCACUGUAGCGAAUUCAGAAAAUGGAAUUCGAAUAAAAACGGUCGUUAAUGCUACUGGAUUAGUUUCCGGUGUUACUUAUGAUAACAUUACCUUAAGCAAAAUAAGGGAUUAUGGAAUUGUGGUGCGAGGCGAUUAUAGGAACAUGCCUGGUCCCACAGGUACUCCUAGCAACGGCAUUCCAAUCCGUAACGUUAGAAUAACAAACGUACAUGGCACAGUUCAACCAAGAGGUACCAAUAUUUAUAUUCUGCUUGGCGAAGGUGUCGCACAAAAUUGGCAUUGGAGCAAUGUGAGUAUUACGGGUGGAAGAAGGAAUAGAACAUGCCAACAACUACCUCCAAAUACUGAUGUUUUUUGUGCUUAAGGAAAAUUCUUUACCUUCAACUUAAUGGUGUACAUUAACUGUUAUUGUAAACCAUUUUGUUUGUCAUUAAAUAUGAAUAAUGAAUAGUGUUGUUUUUAAUUUUAUAAUUAAUCUUUUUAAAUGUACGCCUUACCUAGUGAUUUCAACACUCUAGUAUAUAUAUUUUUAGUUUAGGGAAAUAGAGAUAAGCAAUCAAGUGUUUUUACACUAUCAACCAGUAGCAAUGGAGCAAGCAACAAAGAACAUUGAUCCGAAGCAAGGAUAAUGGACAUUAAGCAAAAUUUUAACUGUUGUAAAAUAAUACUAGAACCCCCUGUGGUAAAAACUUACACAGAUAGUUUGUUGCUUCAAAUAGUUUAACUCAUAAAUCUACCGAAAGUAAUAAUUUUUCGUUUCAUCUUGCAUAUUUGGUCUUAGUUUUGGUGUUGAUGUUGUUCUUUAGGUUUUGGUUUUGGUCUUGCCAGUAUAAAAAGAGUAUUGGUCUUGCGUUUUCGCAAGACCAAUUUUGCUCAUCACAGAUUUGAGGAGUGGGUUUAGUCAUAAGUUGUCCCAUGUAAAAUAAUUGCUUUCUUUUGCUACAUAUUUAAAAGAUUUUCGCGAGCUUUUGAGAUGAAAACUGCAAAAGAUAAUUCCGCAACUUAAAAAAUAAAUUUUCAAAAGAUUUAUCGAUUUUGCGGGCAAAAAACUGUUGCACAUUUUUGCCGGUUCGGGCCGUUCCAUAUCAUGCGAUUGAUAACACAAGACAAUUAGCAGAACAAUGCAUUGAUUAUAUCAUAAUCUUAAAGUUUUUCGUAAACAACACUCAAAAAUUUUGUUUUUAAUACAUAUUGGGUAAAUAACUGUACAUUAAAUCAGUGGAUGAUUCAUGCAGUAAUAUCUAAUAGGUUCGGAUUUAUAACCGAUUUUUGAAUAAGAGGUCCACUAUUUAAAUACUGACUGUUGCCAUCUUCCAAUAAUUAUGAAGUUGAUACUUAAAAUAUUAAUUGGUUUGGGUGUGGUAGCUGUUGCAGCAUCGGAAAUAACUUCCGCAACAUUUUUCAGUGGUCCUUUGAACAGGGCGACAUCGUGCACUUUAACGGGAAAUUCAAUAGACGAACUUGACGCAAUUAAAUCCUCUUGUAAUGAUAUCACCAUAGAAAACCUGGCUGUACCAGCUGGUAAAACAUUAGAUUUAACUGGCUUAUCGGAUGUGUCGAUAACGUUUAAAGGAAACAUUUCUUUCGGAUACGCAGAAUGGAAAGGUCCCUUGGUAUUGAUAAGUGGUACUAAUAUAAAUAUAACAGGUGAAAGAGGACACGUCUUCGAUGGUCAGGGUGCGAGAUGGUGGGACAAUCUUGGUGGCAACGGUGGCGUUCGAAAACCAAGAUUUUUCAAAAUCCGAUAUUUGUACAACGGAGUCGUGAACCAUAUAAAUUUUCUCAAUUCACCACGUCAUUGUUUCGCCAUUCACAACUGUACAAAUAUAACCGUAAAUAAUGUAGUUAUGAAUACUAAAGAUGGAGAUACCCAAGGAGGUCACAAUACCGAUGCAAUUAACGUUAAAGGUUCCGAAAAUGUUUUCAUUAGCAAUACUACCGUCUACAAUCAGGACGAUUGUUUGGCCGUUAGAUCCGGAAAAAACAUUCACUUUACACUCGCUUUCUGUUCUGGUGGUCAUGGGAUAUCGAUAGGGUCGGUUGGUAACAGGACAAAUAAUGUCGUCGAAGAUGUUUACAUUACCCAUUCUACUGUAGUGAAUUCAGGAACCGGAAUUCGAAUAAAAACAGUGGUUAAUGCUACUGGAUUAGUUUCCGGUGUUACUUAUGAUAACAUUACCUUAAGCAAAAUAAAGGAUUAUGGAAUUUUGAUGCGAGGCGAUUAUAGGAACAUGCCUGGUCCCACAGGUACUCCCAGCAACGGCAUUCCAAUCCGUAACGUUACAAUAACAAACGUACAUGGCACAGUUGAACGAAGAGGUACCAAUAUUUAUAUUCUGCUUGUCGAAGGUGUCGCACAAAAUUGGUAUUGGAACAAUGUGAAUAUUACGGGUGGAACAAGAAAUAGAACAUGUCGAGGGGUACCUCCAAAUUCCGGUGUUUUUUGCGCAUAAGGUCUGCUCUCUGCCAUAAAAUAUGAAUAAUGAAUGGUGUUGUUAUAUAAUUUUAUAAUUAAUCUUUUUAAAUAUACACAUUACCUAGUGAUUUCAAUA